AAAUACCCGAGUCAAAUGUGGCGGUUGAAAAGCUUUUUAGCUAUAAUCAAAACAAACUCCAGUUCCUUUCAAACACAAAUAAAAAUGGAUACCGACGACAACCACAUGGCGGAGAAUAAUCCACCGAAAGUUAAACAUAAAAUGGGUUCAACAGUCCUUGAUUCUUUUACAAAGCUUGCUAAUAAUAAAGAUAAUGAACGUGUCGAUGGUGCGAUCUCAUUACUUCGUCAUUUACUUCAACCCAAUUCGGAGGGAAUGGAUGGAAAAGAAUUACAGUAUGCAAUGUCUAGAUUAGUUCGAGGAAUGGGAACUUCCAGGAUAGCAGCUAGGAAAGGCUUUUUCACAGCAUUAACGGCAUUUUUAACAAUUAAUUCUACAAAUGAAGUCACAAGGAUUCUUCAACUUCUUGGAACUGAACUACGCGUUGUGGGAAGCAAUUCCAAAAGUGAAGAAGGGGACAUAUACACAGGUCAAAUUCUUGUGUGUGGUGCACUCAUACACUCAAAAAUUUUAUUGACCAGUACAUUAGAAGAACAACAAAAAGUUUUGACUCUACUUCUAACUGCUGGCAAGAAGCGAAGCUACUUAUCGUGCGCUUCUUACUCUUUUAUUAUGGACUUGAUUGAACAGUUAGAAGAAAAGGAUUUCAAAACUAUUGUCUGGCCAAUACUCAAAGAAGAAUUAGCAAAACCCUGGGCUGAGCAAACUCUCGAUACAUUACGUGCACUCUUGGUAAUCAGUGCAAGAUAUCCAGCUGUUGUGCAUGGUACAUUUUUGAAAAAGUUUGUUGGUAGUGAAAAGGUUAUUGAUGAAACCUCUGUAACUCAUAUAUCAACGUUAUUACUGGACUUGCCAAUGAUAUUGUCUUUGCAAAAUCCGGCAUACAAACUAUUCAGUGAUAGAUUGGCUUCAACAGAGUAUGUUCCAAUUUUCUGGAAUACUUUUGAUCAACUUUUAGCUACACCAACUCGGAACAAAUUGCUGGUUGCUCUUCAAGUAGCAACAUUCGUACUUUCGGAAAUAAAAGAUGUUACAGUGGUUCCCACAUUGAUGACACCUAAUUUCUUACAAAAUGUCAUGAGAACUGUAACAGUUAAUAAGAAAAAUCGAAAUGACGAAGUAGUCUUGAAAUUCAAUAAGUUUGUAGAACUUCUUGUCCUUACCAUGAAACGGGACGACGUCAAGCCUAAAACCCAGGUUACAGUACUCAAAAAAUUGCUACUAUAUCCUGGAGACAUUUUGAUUGAGAAAAAAACGGGAGUGAAAGUAAUACAAUUGUUGACUACAAGCUUGAAUGCAGAAGGAGUUAAAAAACUGUCAAAAAUAUACAGAGAAAUCACAGCAGUAACAAAACCUAAGGAGACAUCACAGUUUCCUGAAGCUUGGACUAAUGUGGAAAGAAUAUAUGCUGCUCAAAUGUUAACUAGGUUGAUGAACCAUUCUGCAAUUACGAUAGAACAUGAUUGGAGGCUAGAACAACUGAAGUUUUUAUUUCAACUUGGGAUAUGUCAAGCGCCAGCAAUCGGUGUCGAGUUAGGAGCAUUGUUAAAAGAAUGUUUCUACCGAGCACUGGACCUGAAGCUAUCUAAGCUUGAUGAUUUGAGAAGUAUUUUAAGUUCCAUAGUCCACUAUAUCGAUGCCGAAGUGAUUUCUGGUCAGAAACUAGAACUACGAGUGCCUCUUGAUGAAGCAGCAACAAAUGUUUGGGUAGAAAUGAUGGCACAGAUUAAGAUCUUAGAAAGCAAUCCGAAAAUUAAACAAGCAGCACCUAUUUUCCAUACGAUGGAGCUACACAUGGGAUUACAACUGUUUUCUGAACCAGAAAUGGCAAUCAGCUCUAUAAAAGACUUGCAUAGCUGUUACGAAAGAAUCGGAAAAAAGAAGAAGCAAAGUUCGGAAGACGAACCAGAAUGGGUCGAAGUUGUCGUCGAUCUAAUGCUUUCCCUUCUUUCUCGAAGCAGUCAUUUGCUGCGCUCAAUAGUGGGCUGUGUUUUCCCACACAUAUGCCCUAUGCUAACAGCAACUUCGAUUCACCAGAUAUUAGACGUACUAAAUCCUAAAAACAGUAAAAGCCCACUGAGUUACGGAAAAGAUGAAGAUUCUUCGAGUGACGAAUCUAGUGGUGAAUCACACCCAGAAGAUGAAGAUGAAGAUCAUGAUGAAACAAUAGAUCAAGAUAAAGAAAUUAUAGAAUCGAGUGAAGAGGAUAUCAGUGACUCUGAACCGGAUGAUGAUCCAUAUGAAGAAGAUGAGUCUGUCAAUGAUAAACUUAGAAUGGCUGUGCGACAGGCAUUGGGUGAUGCCAUGGCUCAAACGGAUGAUGAAGAUGUAGAUGUUGAUCAAAUUGACGAGGAAGAGGGUCAACGACUCGACAAUGCACUGGCAAGUGCAUUUAAAGUAUUACGCGAAAAUCGUCAAAGUAGAAAGAAGAAACAAGGGAAAAGUGCUCAAGCUUUGACUCAUUUCAGAGUCAGAGUAGUGGAUCUCCUUGAAAUCUACUUGGACACGAACCCAUCAUUGGCACUCGUAUUGGACAUUCUUCUUCCAUUAUUUGCACUAUUAGAAUUCUCUAUUAAAGAACAACACCAAAAGCCAUUAGAAAAUAGAAUUAGAUCGUGCCUGAAGAAAUUAUCCGCCGUUAAAAAGUUUUCUACAAUAGAUGAGGUAACUAGUGACUUAUUGACAAGUAUACUCAACGCACUGAUUGAUAAAGGGUCAAAGUCAGCACCUGUCUAUCACGAAAUGGCUGAUAAAUUGACCGAAUGCUGCACAUUUUUGGUACGUUGUUCACAACAAAUUGAUGCCAAUGAUGAUUGCAUAUCGGAUAUUUAUGCAGAUAUUUUAGGGACAUUUUUCAAGAAACGAGACUGUGUGCUUCCAGCAAUGCUAUUUAAAUCUGUCUUGAACCUACAGUGGAUCGGAAAUUGGAAACUAGCCCCUUUACUUGUAGAGUUUGCUUUCGAUAUCACUGUCAGACCAUUCAGGCGCAAUCAAGCCUUGGAAUUCUUAGAUAUAUUUUUUCAUAAUAACAGAUUAAUUCAGGCAGAUGCGAGUUAUACUAAAAUUCGCCGAAAAGUUGAAAAAAAUAUAAGUAAUAAGAGUGUGGAACUUUUGAACGAACUUGGGCAGAAGACUAACAGCGAAGCCACACAGGGCAUCAAACAAAAAUUCGUUUGUCUACUGCUAACUUUACUUUACACAAUAAAACACCAACGUCAACCUAGUGCUUGUGAUUGGGAAGCAAUCGGGGCUGCAAUGAUGUGCUACAGAUCAAACAACACAUUAGCCAAAGAUGCUAAGACUGCAUACAACAGGCUUGCCAGUCAACUAGGAAUACCGGUUAAUGUAAAAAGUUCAUCAGUUCAGAAAAAAGAAGGUGCAACAGAAAAUGGUCAAUGUGUGAAGAGUAAUGGUUCAGCAGAUGACGUUGAAUCACCUGAGAAUGAAUCGGAUGAAGAUUCAGAGGUCAAAACCAAACUGACUAAAAAAGAAAAAAAGAAGAAACAAAAAAUUAAAGGCAAACAUAAAGAUAAGCAGCUACUAAAGAAAGAAGCGCGUGAGCUCAGAAUGAGAGCGAUGUCCAACGGAUUAGACUCAGUUAACUUUAGCACUGUACCGGUUCAUUAUGUCAAUGAUGUGAACAUGGAAUUGGCUGAUACAGACUUAUCCCAAAAUGGUAAAGAUCCUACUCAAGGUUUGUCUGAAAGUAGUAUAAAAGCUCAAUCUGGUCUAAAAAUGUCUCUCAAAAAAAGAUCAUCCUCUGAAUCCCGAAAUAUUCCUUUCAAUUCGAGUAAAAAGAAAAAACAAGUAUAGUUGUAAAUAGAAUAAUUGCAAAUUAAUAUUUUUUUAUAUACAUAUGUAAUAGAUUAUCAUACCAUUACUAAGUGUAUGCAAUGAUUUACGUGUUUUAAGAACAGUACGUAUAUUAUCAAGUUGAAUAUUGAUUUUACUAUCCGAUGUCAAAUGGGAACAAGAGAUCCUUGAAUUUCCCAACAUUGUACAUUUUCAUGACUCCUCAAUAAAUAAAAACCACAAAAAAAUCUGUAUCAAUUCACUAU
Athalia rosae (coleseed sawfly) is the source of this 4058-nucleotide messenger RNA. It is a transcript of the gene Mybbp1A, whose product is annotated as myb-binding protein 1A. Gene Ontology annotation, biological process: regulation of DNA-templated transcription. Gene Ontology annotation, molecular function: RNA binding; transcription corepressor activity; sequence-specific DNA binding. The coding region runs from base 16 to 3813 and encodes 1265 amino acids. NCBI's taxonomy places the organism in Eukaryota, Metazoa, Arthropoda, Insecta, Hymenoptera, Athaliidae. The record is from RefSeq and is a predicted model, not a curated record. The transcript is spliced from 10 exons. Gene Ontology annotation, cellular component: nucleolus.